Polypterus senegalus (gray bichir) is the source of this 1935-nucleotide messenger RNA. Its product is annotated as tubulin beta-4B chain-like. The record is from RefSeq and is a predicted model, not a curated record. Gene Ontology annotation, cellular component: cytoplasm; microtubule. NCBI's taxonomy places the organism in Eukaryota, Metazoa, Chordata, Cladistia, Polypteriformes, Polypteridae. Gene Ontology annotation, molecular function: GTPase activity; GTP binding; structural constituent of cytoskeleton. Bases 174 to 1508 code for a protein of 444 amino acids. Gene Ontology annotation, biological process: mitotic cell cycle; microtubule cytoskeleton organization. The transcript has 4 exons.
GCACCGCGCGCUACAGACAGCCGGUGACGGUCCCGUGCAGCGCGCUCUCGAGUUGGGUGAGGCAGGCAGGCCGGACGGAGCGGAGCCGAAGAGACACAAUAGCGGCUUUAGUGGCGAGUGACAGCCCGAGGUUUUAUUUCUGAUCGUCCCUGCUAAGAGUCCAGCUGCUCAACAUGCGCGAAAUUGUCCACCUGCAAGCCGGCCAGUGCGGAAACCAGAUUGGAGCCAAGUUCUGGGAGGUCAUCAGUGAUGAGCAUGGAAUUGACCCAACUGGCACCUAUCAUGGGGACAGCGAUCUACAACUGGAGCGGAUAAGCGUCUAUUACAACGAGGCCACAGGUGGAAAAUACGUGCCAAGAGCCAUCCUGGUGGACCUGGAACCUGGGACCAUGGACUCUGUGCGCUCAGGCCCCUUUGGACAGAUCUUCAGACCCGACAACUUUGUAUUUGGUCAGAGCGGUGCUGGGAACAACUGGGCGAAAGGCCACUACACAGAGGGCGCCGAGCUUGUCGACUCCGUCCUGGAUGUGGUGAGGAAGGAAGCUGAGAGCUGCGACUGCCUGCAAGGGUUCCAGCUCACCCACUCCCUUGGGGGAGGCACUGGCUCAGGUAUGGGCACCCUGCUGAUCAGCAAGAUCCGUGAGGAGUACCCCGACCGCAUCAUGAACACCUUCAGCGUGGUGCCCUCCCCUAAAGUCUCCGACACCGUAGUGGAGCCCUACAAUGCCACCCUGUCUGUGCACCAACUGGUAGAGAACACGGAUGAAACCUACUGCAUCGACAACGAGGCUCUGUAUGACAUCUGCUUCCGCACACUUAAGCUGACCACCCCAACCUAUGGGGACCUUAACCACCUGGUCUCUGCCACCAUGAGCGGCGUCACGACCUGUCUUCGUUUCCCCGGGCAGCUGAACGCCGACUUGAGGAAGCUCGCCGUCAACAUGGUCCCCUUUCCCCGUCUGCACUUCUUCAUGCCAGGUUUUGCCCCCCUGACCAGCCGAGGAAGUCAGCAAUACCGAGCCCUUACCGUGCCUGAGCUCACCCAGCAGAUGUUCGAUGCCAAGAACAUGAUGGCCGCCUGUGAUCCACGCCACGGCCGCUAUCUGACCGUUGCAGCUGUUUUCCGUGGUCGCAUGUCCAUGAAGGAAGUGGAUGAGCAGAUGCUCAACGUCCAGAACAAGAACAGCAGCUACUUUGUGGAGUGGAUCCCCAAUAAUGUCAAGACAGCAGUGUGUGACAUCCCACCACGCGGUCUCAAAAUGGCAGCCACCUUCAUCGGCAACAGUACAGCUAUCCAGGAGCUGUUCAAACGCAUUUCUGAGCAGUUUACCGCCAUGUUCAGACGAAAGGCUUUCCUCCAUUGGUACACUGGUGAAGGCAUGGAUGAAAUGGAAUUCACCGAGGCUGAGAGCAACAUGAACGACCUGGUAUCCGAGUACCAGCAGUACCAAGAUGCCACUGCCGAAGAGGGAGAAUUUGAGGAGGAAGCAGAGGAGGAAGUCGCUUGAAGUGGCCUGGCUGCCACCCCCCGUCUGUCACUUCUCAUCCCCCCAAUUCAGUAGGAAGACUGGGGCUGCUUUGGUUGUCCUCAUUUGUUUUUAUUUUUUUAUUAUUUUGCAUUUUUGCACUCCCACCCAGGAUUCCACGAAAAAACAGACUGGAACUUUGUUUCUCUCGAAAUCGUCGUCUCCAUGUGCUCUCUUUCUCUCUCGGUCCCCAGCCUUCCCCUCCUUUCCUUCUUCCAUCUUAUUCAGUGGUGUUCAUGUUCAUAUGAUAUUUGUGAGAAUUUAAUGCACUAAAUUGUCAUGGUCACGUCUUGCCUUGCCAACAUUCAAUUAAAUCCAAGAGUGAAAUGUCCAAGCGGGCUUCUCAAGGUUUCUUCAAAGGCAAAUUCAGUGUAUGUGGCAUAAAUAAAAGUUGAAACCUUUGAACUCA